GGCUUAACAUGCAGGAUUUCCUGUCCUGUCACUUGAAAACAUCACGGCUGUGUGCGAGCUGAAUUUCUCAAGCUAAAUCAGCAAAAAAGCGAGGAAUACGAGCAGAACACUGAAUCUAAAAAAACACAGUUUCCUCUUUAUAUAUUAUGGACUUGUUGCUGACCGCCCAGCUCUGAGUGCGUAAGGUAAACACGUUAAUAAUCCUUCCUAACCCGCCACUUGUUGACGCAGCGCCUACAACACUCACGUUGUUGUCACGUAUGGAAUGGAAUCUUGGAAUGGAACCGUAGGAUGGAACGAUGGAAUGAAACGUGGAAUUCUGUGAAGUUUCGGUGUUUCAGUUGAUUCAGUGAAGCGAACGGUUGACUGUUUAAAAGAGAAAGUGAGGGGCACCUUUAGUGAACUCGAUCUGUUCAUGGAAAGCCACACCUGGCUGGAGUCGUCCUUGCGGCGCUCUGCCAGUCUGGGUCUGGAGGUUCUGCAGCGAGCCUCCAGGAGAAGCGUCGACUGGAGCAGCGUGGAAGCUUCCCAGACCCCCACCACCACAGAGGAAGACACACAGAUCCCUAUCAAGAGACCACGCUCAGAGCUUGAUGAUGUCUUUGCAACCAUCGCAGACUUCAUGGCCCAGACGACACAUCAGUGCAAGAGGUUUUAUGAGUCUGGCUCCUGCACUGAGCCCUCUGACACUGAGAGGAGCCAUGUGUGCAGGUUUCACUCACGGCCAGCUGCUGGGAUUAAAACACCUGCACGGUCGGCUAGAAAACAUGAAAGGGCACCACAGAACCAGGGUCGUGUCUCUGCAGUUGGUGAAGAUUUCUUCAUCGAGGUUUCCCCGGGGACGUACGCUGUCACUGCCUCCAUGCCGGAGUCACAGCAGCAGACUCAGAUGAUCAGUGUCCGAGCCGGAGAGAGCGUCGACCUCACCUUUAACCUCUGACCCCUCUCCUUUAACCUCCAAUACUAAAACUGACCAAUGCUCAUUCUGUUUGUGUGUGUGUGUGUUUAUUGCUUGCUUUUACACUGCAUUAAGAGUUUACAUUUUAUAUUGCAUGAAGUCUACAAAAUGUUGUAUUUGCUGCACACGGAGAAGCCAUAUUUGUAUUGCUAUUGAGUAUUUUAUUAUGUUGUUUGUGUUUCCAUAUUCUACUUUUAAACAUCAUGUAAAGCUCUUUCCAUAUUUUUACUUGCACUUAUUCCACAUCAGUGUAAACAAAUAAAGUAUUUUUUUAACCGA
Trematomus bernacchii (emerald rockcod) is the source of this 1237-nucleotide messenger RNA. It is a transcript of the gene akip1, whose product is annotated as A kinase (PRKA) interacting protein 1. Gene Ontology annotation, biological process: regulation of non-canonical NF-kappaB signal transduction. The record is from RefSeq and is a predicted model, not a curated record. Bases 416 to 940 code for a protein of 174 amino acids. Gene Ontology annotation, cellular component: nucleoplasm. The transcript has 5 exons. Lineage: Eukaryota; Metazoa; Chordata; Actinopteri; Perciformes; Nototheniidae.